AUGACAAGGGAAGAUCCCUACAGAGAAGAAUUCAGUUAUGACAGGAUGCCCACCCUGGAGCGGGGAAGACAGGAAGCUGGACAUUACGCUCCAGAGAGGAAAUCCAGUGACCUCCAGCUCGCCAAAAGGUUCCAUCCUUGCUUCAGUUACCGAGCGUGGAUCUUCUCCUUGGUGAUGGGGAGUUGCCUUCUUGUCACUUCUGGCUUUUCACUUUACCUGGGAAAUGUUUUCCCUUCUGAAAUGGAUUAUUUACGCUGUGCAGCAGGUUCAUGCAUUCCUUCAGCCAUUGUGAGUUUUGCUAUAGCACGAAACAAGGUGAACGCGAUCCCAAACUUUCAGAUUUUGUUUGUUUCGACAUUUGCCGUCACAACAACAUGUUUAGUUUGGUUUGGAUGUAAACUUGUCCUGAAUCCAUCAGCAAUAAAUAUAAAUUUCAAUUUGAUUCUGCUAAUUCUAUUAGAAAUCUUGAUGGCAACUACAGUGAUUAUUUCUGCAAGAUCUAAUGAAGAAUGUUGUAAAAGAAAGAAGAAUGCCAUAUGUAAUAGUUCCAGCAUUUUGAACAGUGUAACCUUUCCUACUCGAGUCCUGAAAUCCUAUUCAGUUAUUGAAAUAAUUGUUGGAAUUUCUGCAGUGUUUGGUGGUAUAAUUGCUUUGAACAUGGAUGUAUUAGUUUCAGGCCCAUACCUUUCAGUGACAUUCUUUUGGAUUUUGGUGGCAUGUUUUCCAAGUGCCAUUGCUAGUCAUGUAGCAGCUGAAUAUCCAAGUAAAUGCUUGGUCGAAGUUCUGAUUGCAGUAUGCAGCAUCACUUCUCCAUUAUUGUUCACGGCUUCUGGAUAUUUAUCUUUCAGCAUAAUGAAAAUUGUUGCCAUCUUUAAAGAUUAUCCACCAGCAAUCAAACAAUCCUACGACGUCCUUCUGUUGCUCCUAAUGCUGCUGCUGCUGAUCCAGGCUUUCCUUACCAUUGGCACCGUCAUACAAUGUGUUAGUUACAAAAUUAAGAUGAAGUUGCAAGACUCAUCUUGGGGGGGCUCCCCGAUAAACAAGCAAGACUACCAAACCGGUCCAGAACAGAGGCUGAGGGGGCAACCCCAGGUAUCCAAUAACACACUGAAGGAGUUUGACAAAGACAAAGCCUGGAAAGCUGUUGUGGUACAGAUGGCGCAGUGACCUGAACGGCGUGGAGGGGGCAGCUGGGUGGAGGCUUCCCUAUGUCCCGGUGUUGGAUUUUGUCAUUUUCAGCAGUGUUUGGGCUAUGUCUUGCUACCUGU
This is a messenger RNA of Vombatus ursinus (common wombat), 1268 nucleotides long. It is a transcript of the gene MLC1, whose product is annotated as megalencephalic leukoencephalopathy with subcortical cysts 1. Gene Ontology annotation, cellular component: cytoplasmic vesicle; plasma membrane; endoplasmic reticulum. Gene Ontology annotation, biological process: regulation of response to osmotic stress. Bases 1 to 1167 code for a protein of 388 amino acids. The record is from RefSeq and is a predicted model, not a curated record. The transcript is spliced from 12 exons. NCBI's taxonomy places the organism in Eukaryota, Metazoa, Chordata, Mammalia, Diprotodontia, Vombatidae.